AUGUUGCGAACUCUACGGAGCCUUGCGACAAAUCAUUGUCGAAAUGUUGCCACAUCCGCAAAACCAGAAGUGUUGCGAGUUCCACAAAUGGAGUUUGACAGUACACUAUUUGAUGAUGUUCAAAGCCGUGUUAAUCAGCAUGGAAAUACUAUUGAUAAAAUCAUAGUAACUUUUAUCAAAAGAGAUGGUUCCAAGAAGGAUUACCUCAUGAACAGAAAUAUCUCGACACCAUUUGAUUGCGCAAAACAUGUGAAUAUGUUGCUUGCUAAGCGAGCAGUGUUGGCCCUUACUUCAUAUGAAGGAAGCAGUGCUCAGCUAUCAUGUAUGAAUGAACCACUGCGAGAUAAAUGCAGCCUAGAAGUGAUUGACUUUCAGAGCGAGCAAUAUGCAGCAGAGCUUAAUAAGGCUUACUGGAGGUCCUGCACUGUACUCUUAGCAGCUGUUCUGUCAGAAGGUCUCAGGGACAAAAUCUCCAUAUCUGGUUUUCAUAAUGAAGUUUCUGAUUCCUAUUUUGGAGUUGAUAUCAGUGGGUUGACGGGUUCUUUGUCUCAGUCUGACCUUAAAGACUUAGCCGUUUUUGCUCGUUCCGAAUUUAUCAAUAAAGGUAUUCCAUUUGAAACCGUAUCUUUAACACCAGAAUUGGCUAAAGAUUACGGAUUAGGUUCA
Messenger RNA from Strongylus vulgaris, 666 nucleotides. NCBI's taxonomy places the organism in Eukaryota, Metazoa, Nematoda, Chromadorea, Rhabditida, Strongylidae. The record is from the annotation of a GenBank genome assembly.